Messenger RNA from Monomorium pharaonis (pharaoh ant), 2849 nucleotides. RefSeq lists its product as uncharacterized. NCBI's taxonomy places the organism in Eukaryota, Metazoa, Arthropoda, Insecta, Hymenoptera, Formicidae. Gene Ontology annotation, cellular component: SCF ubiquitin ligase complex. Gene Ontology annotation, biological process: SCF-dependent proteasomal ubiquitin-dependent protein catabolic process. Gene Ontology annotation, molecular function: protein binding. Bases 508 to 2565 code for a protein of 685 amino acids. The record is from RefSeq and is a predicted model, not a curated record. The transcript is spliced from 8 exons.
AUACAUAUAAACAAUUUUUUAUUUUCUACUUUCAAGAUCACGCAUAAAUUUUCUUUAAUCUUAAAGGAGAGAUAGCACAUGAUGUUUAAACAGACAAUGGUGGGGAUUGAGCCAAACGCUAUCCAUGCACUACCUUGAAGGAAGUAGCAUGGAUAGCACGUGUUUAUAACGUCGAACGCUACGGAUAGUGACGUCAUCAUAAUUUUGACAGCGCUCCAACGUCUCCGCGAACAGCGGUAGUGCUGCGUAGCGCUAAUAGCAAAUUCCCCGAACACACCCUAAUUAGUCGUUCCAAUAAAAAUAUUUAAUAAUUUUUUAACAUAUGUUUGAAAAAUAUUAAAUAUGCAAAUAAAAAUAUAUAUAAAUAUGUUAUAAAUAAAAUAACUUUAAAAGAAGGAGACUAAUACUACGCAUGCGCAAAAAACCCGGCCCGAUCAGCAACACUGAUCCGGGGUUGGACUAUCGAGUGAAUUCCUUGCUUGAUCUUUUCCGAGUUAACCACCAGUGAUGUCGCGUGUAAAAGUGAGUCCGAAAAUAAACAAGAAAAGUCUAAACAAAAGGCGAGAAUCCCGGAGAUGGAACGAGAGCGAGCAUCGAGAAAAUUCCAUGUCGAAUGAGAAUAUGACAGAUAGCCCAUAUUAUAAUGGUUUCUAUGACAAAAAAAGAUCCAUUCGAUGUACAGAUAUUGAGGGUAAUGAGACAACUGUCGAGUUCAUUUAUCAAUUUGUAAAGAAGAGCUACAGCUAUCAAAAUGACUCCAUUGAUUAUUGUAGUGAAUUUUAUACUAACAUAAUUGGUCCACCUGAAAGACAUUUAUGUUAUGAAUAUAUAAGAAAGACAUUUGACGCUCACCUGAUAUUGUCUUUAUUACCCAGAAAGAAUUACACAGAUGUUAGGUAUCAUGAUUUUAGUAAGAUGGAUCCUAAAAUAAUCGAUAAAAUUUCUAUUAAUAUUGAGUAUCAUGUUGCUGUAUAUCCAAUCAGAAUUACUAUAUUUGAUACAGCAUAUAAAUUGAAGGAGGCAAUUCAAAUUUGGGCUCAAGAUCCUGACAACCAGUGGUUCCUGUUGGGGUAUUAUUCGCUGUCAAAACAUAGGUUACGCGGAAAAAUAUUACCUUCUAUAACUCUACAUCCAUGCAAUUUUAAAACUAAAUUGCUCAGACUGGUAUUUAACCAUAGAUUGGAAGAACACAAGCUAAAUGCUAUAAUGCUUAUCGGAACAUCAGAGUUGAUACUUUCUAAAAACCCUGAAAAAGAAGAAAAUUCAAAAUUUUUAUCAAAAAACGUUGGUCGACAAUUCUGGGGUAUAUAUAAUUUCAGCUAUAUGCGCUCUAUCAGAACACAUCCCACCGAUAUGCUUACAUGUGUUCACAGGGAUAUACUCGACCUUAUAGACAAUUUUCAUGAAUAUGGCACUAUCUGUAAAAGAAAUAUAGUAAAGAGUUUUCAUAAAGAUCAGCUUGGACAUAAACAAAUAUCUUAUAAUGCCUUCUUAGGUUAUAUACAAAUUCAUAAACAAAGCUUAACAGUUAAAGAUUAUUCGAAUUAUAAUGAAUUUAUGGAAGAUCUUAAAUUCUUAUGGGGUAAAUCUAAGAAAUCAUAUGACAGUUUCUCAAAGCUUCCGGAUGAUACAAUUUUAAAUAUAUUAAAAAAUUUAGACUUGAGGUCGUUAUGCCGCGUAGGUAGAGUAAAUAAACGGUUGAAUAAUUUAACACGAGAUCCUUUUCUAUAUACCAGCUUGAACAUGCGGAAUAUACACUUUACAUAUUGGCGCACCAAUCUUUGGCAUAAAUUUCAUUACUUUGCGCGCAGAUGUAAAUAUUUAAAAGAGUUAGAUCUGUCAUAUUGUGACAUUCCUGUUGUGAAAUUUAAUGUGUUUAUUCAUACUUGCGGCAAGCGUUUAACGCAUCUAAAUUUAAGUCGUUGCCGAUGUGUUAACAACUCUGUCUUACGUCAAAUUUCAAAGACUUGUCCAAAUUUAAAAGAAUUGAAUUUAAGUUGUUGUCGUUUCGUAAAUGAUAAAGGAUUUUCUUAUCUUGAAAAUCUAAGGUAUUUGGAGUGUUUAAAUCUUCAGACUAUAGAAAAAAUGCAAACUAAAACUCUUUGCAAAAUAUUGCAAAGAAAUCAACAGCUACGUAACUUAAAUUUAGCAAACACAAAUUUAAACAUAGACGAGAUCAUAGUGGAAUUAAAAAAUUCGUGUCCAAAUUUGGAAACAAUAAAUUUACAACGGAUAACAAUUACAUCAAAAAGUAUUUAUGCCUUGGCUGAUUGCAAGAAUCUACAAGAAAUAUAUUUUGGUUGGCUCUAUGACAGCAUAAAAAACGAAAAUGAAGAAGAUCUAAAGAAGAGCUUUCAUAGAUUGUUUUCUUCUCUACGUUUAGAAAAACUCGACAUAACCGAUUGCGAUGUCAAUCAAAUUAUUUUGGAUAGCUUAAAGCUGUGCGAAAACUUAAAAAGUUUAACCUUUAACGGACAUACUGAGAAAUUUGACUCCAACAUUUCUUUUAAAAUGGAGAGAAUUGAUGGUAAUAUGUAUAUUAUACCUAUUCGUAUGACGUGUUAAUGAUAGCUGGUUUAUUAUAUAGCAGAGAACAACUCGUGCAGUUCUCUACUAAGAUUGAAACAAUUUGGCUGUCUCUGACAUAAACAGAGAUUUUAACAAAUAACCUCCCUGAUAAUAAAAGAGCUAUAAAAAUUAUUUUUCUAAAUUGUUUCCAAAAAAUUGAUUAAUUUAUUGACGUCAGAAAUAAUAUCAAAAUCAAUCUUUUAAUAGCAGUUGUAAUAUGUUUAUAUUCUGAGAUAUUUUUAUGUAUGGCGUGAAUUAUAUCGUGAUUGGUUUAUUAAUCA